AUGAAAGGCAUCUUCGGCCUUUCGCUGCUGCCGCUGCUGGCCGUUGCGUCACCGAUCAUCCCCAGCUCCAUCCACAACGGAGCCGCUCCCAUCCUCUCCUCCUCCAACGCCGAGGAAAUCCCAGACUCGUAUAUCAUUGUUUUCAAGAACCAUGUAGACUCGGCCUCGGCUGCCGCUCACCAGACCUGGGUGCAGGACAUCCACAUGCAGCACAAUGAGCUCCGAAAGCGUUCCUUCCCUUUCACCGGAGGCCUCUUCCAGGGUCUCAAGAACUCCUUUGACAUUGCCGGUUCCUUGCUGGGAUACACUGGCCACUUCGAUGAAAACGUGAUCGACGCCAUCCGUCGCCAUCCUGAUGUCGAAUACAUCGAGAAAGACUCGCUUGUCCACACCAUGGAAGACCCCUCGGUAGAGAAGAAUGCUCCCUGGGGUCUGGCUCGUAUCUCUCACCGGGACUCGUUGAGCUUCGGAACCUUCAACAAGUACCUCUAUGCUGCUGAAGGCGGUGAGGGUGUCGAUGUUUACGUCAUCGACACCGGCACCAACACCGACCACGUUGACUUUGAGGGCCGCGCUUCCUGGGGCAAGACUAUCCCUGCCGGUGAUGCCGAUGAAGAUGGCAACGGACACGGCACCCACUGCUCUGGAACCAUUGCUGGCAAGAAGUAUGGUGUCGCCAAGAAGGCCAACGUCUACGCUGUCAAGGUUCUGCGCUCCAACGGCUCCGGCUCCAUGUCCGAUGUCGUCACCGGUGUUGAGUGGGCUGCUACCCAGCACAUCAAGAAGGUCAAGGAUGCCAAGGCUGGAAAGGCCAAGGGCUUCAAGGGCAGCGCUGCCAACAUGAGUCUUGGUGGCGGCAAGUCGGUCACUCUUGACAAGGCUGUUAACGCUGCCGUGGAUGCUGGUAUCCACUUUGCCGUCGCUGCUGGUAACGACAACGCCGACUCCUGCAACUAUUCUCCUGCUGCCGCCGAGAAGGCCGUCACCGUCGGUGCCUCCACCUUGGCUGACGAGCGUGCUUACUUCUCCAACUACGGCAAGUGCAAUGACAUCUUUGCCCCUGGCCUGAACAUUCUGUCCACCUGGAUCGGCAGCAAGUACGCCGUUAACACCAUCUCUGGUACCUCGAUGGCUUCUCCUCACGUUGCCGGUCUUUUGGCCUACUACCUCUCCCUCCAACCCGCCAGCGACUCCGCUUUUGCCGUUGCUGAGAUCACCCCCAAGAAGCUGAAGGAGAGCUUGAUCUCUGUUGGCACUCAAGGUGCUCUGACCGAUGUUCCUUCCGACACUACCAACAUUCUCGCCUGGAACGGUGCCGGAAGCAACAACUUCACCGAGAUCAUCGCCAAGGGUGGCUACAAGGUCAAGAGUGUUGGCGAGCAGGUCGACGAGAUGAUCGUCAACGCUCAGGAAGUGAUGAACGAGGAGCUUGGUGCCAUCUACAGCCACAUCAAAGACGCUGUUGUCGCCUAA
Talaromyces rugulosus is the source of this 1473-nucleotide messenger RNA. RefSeq lists its product as uncharacterized. The coding region runs from base 1 to 1473 and encodes 490 amino acids. Lineage: Eukaryota; Fungi; Ascomycota; Eurotiomycetes; Eurotiales; Trichocomaceae. The transcript has 3 exons. The record is from RefSeq and is a predicted model, not a curated record. Gene Ontology annotation, biological process: proteolysis. Gene Ontology annotation, molecular function: serine-type endopeptidase activity.